AUGGCCGCGGCCGUGCUGCUGGGGCUCGGCUGGCUCUGCGCGCCGCUGGCAGCGCUGGUGCUGGACUUCAACGACAUCCGCAGCUCGGCCGACGGGCAGGGGGCGCGCCAGGGGCCACAGUGCCUGUCCGACAGAGACUGCAGUCCCAGGAGGUUCUGCCUGCAGCCCCACGACGAGAAGCCGUUCUGCGCCACGUGCCGAGGGCUCCGGCGGCGGUGCCAGCGUGCCAGCAUGUGCUGCCCGGGGGCUCUGUGCCUGAACGAUGUCUGUACGUCAGCGGACGAAGUGACCACACGACUGGAAAGACAAAGCGAGGACCAGGACGGCACAGAAACAAGAGGGUCAACUGAGCACUCGAUCGAUGAAAACCAACCCCAAAGGAAGCCAAACCCUAAGAGACCACAAGGCGGCAAGGGACAAGAGGGGGAGAGCUGUCUGAGGACUCUGGACUGUGGCCCCGGGCUUUGCUGUGCGCGUCAUUUUUGGACGAAGAUCUGUAAGCCGGUCCUGCUGGAGGGGCAGGUGUGUUCCAGGAGGGGGCACAAAGAGCCCGCUCAGGGUCCGGAGAUCUUCCAGCGUUGUGACUGCGGCCCCGGGCUGUCGUGUCGAAGUCAGGCGACCGGCAAUCGACAACACGCACGGUUGAGAGUCUGCCAGAAGCACAGAUAAAAAUCUGCAGACUGCCGAGUGAAGAAGGAUGCUCGCGGUGCUCAGCGGAACCCCAGCCGUUCACCGCAAGACCUGCGCACGCUGUCUCCUGCAGCCGAAUCUCGUGGCAACAGAGACCCUACUGCCCUUCGAGGAACGCCGGCGGCUUCUGCCUUUUGGCUGUCUCUCCAGAAGACUAACGUGCUUCUGCAGCAACGGUUUUGAUUCUGAUCUAGCGACUCGGUUGGUUCAAAUCAAUUUUUUGAAAAAUUGGAAUUGUAUAUAUUUAAGGUACACACUGUG
This is a messenger RNA of Lepus europaeus (European hare), 951 nucleotides long. It is a transcript of the gene DKK4, whose product is annotated as dickkopf WNT signaling pathway inhibitor 4. Gene Ontology annotation, biological process: negative regulation of canonical Wnt signaling pathway; multicellular organism development. Gene Ontology annotation, cellular component: extracellular region. NCBI's taxonomy places the organism in Eukaryota, Metazoa, Chordata, Mammalia, Lagomorpha, Leporidae. The transcript has 4 exons. Bases 1 to 669 code for a protein of 222 amino acids. The record is from RefSeq and is a predicted model, not a curated record. Gene Ontology annotation, molecular function: receptor antagonist activity; co-receptor binding.